AACGCGACCAAUGUUUGCUACCGUUAACUCAAGUGUCAGUACGCGCGGAGUAGAUUGUGGCCUCUGUGUAUUACCAGCUAGAAAGUUGGUUCUUCAUACCGACAAAAACGGCGACCAAACGUUACACCGUUUUAGCUCCAGAAAAUGGCUUCAAGAGGAAGCUUUCAAGGUAUUCCGAGUCCGAUGAACCCCAGUGUUAAUCCAAUGAACGCUGGCCAUGCAGGCGGUGGAAUGAGGAUACCAGGAAUCCAACCGAGUUUGGGUUUUCGAGCCAUGAACGCUGCUCCCCAGUACCACCAGCGCCCCGGUAUGCCACCCAACAGGGGGGUCCCGAUGGGGGCCAUGGGUUCAUUGGGAAGCCCUGGGCCCUCAUAUGGGGGUGGAAACAUGCCCUUACGCACAGGAAUGGGGCCUUCUGCCAUGGAUGCCUCCCGAAAGCGGUUUCUUCUUCAACAGCAGCAGCAGGGCGGAUUGGAAGGGCCAAGGCGUGGCAAAAGGCGGAAGAUGGCCGACAAGGUGCUUCCACAGAGGAUCCGAGACCUGGUCCCAGAGUCUCAGGCAUACAUGGACCUGCUGGCCUUUGAAAGAAAGCUGGACCAGACCAUUGCCCGCAAACGCAUGGAGAUCCAAGAAGCUAUCAAAAAGCCCAUCACGCAAAAGCGUAAGUUGAGGAUCUACAUAUCCAACACCUACACACCCGGCAAGCCAGAAGGUGAAGAUGCAGAAAAAAUGUCGUCCUGGGAACUAAGGGUUGAGGGGAAACUGCUUGAGGACCCUGGCAAACAGAAGAAGAAGUUUUCAUCUUUCUUCAAGAGUUUAGUCAUCGAGCUUGAUAAAGAGCUAUAUGGGCCUGAUAACCACUUGGUGGAGUGGCACAGGAUGCCCACCACUCAGGAGACAGACGGCUUCCAGGUGAAGAGGCCAGGGGACGUGAAUGUAAAAUGCACCCUUCUCCUAAUGCUGGACCACCAGCCCCCUCAGUAUAAGCUGGACCCCAGGCUGGCGCGGCUGCUAGGCGUGCACACCCAGACAAGGGCCAGCAUCAUGCAGGCCCUGUGGCUCUACAUAAAGAACAACAAGCUUCAGGAUAGCCACGAGAAGGAGUACAUCAACUGCAACCGCUACUUCAGACAGAUUUUUGGCUGCACACGUAUGAGGUUCCCAGAGAUUCCAAUGAAGCUGGCUGCCCUGCUGCAACACCCAGACCCUAUCAUCAUCAAUCACAUGAUCAGCGUGGACCCUAAUGACCAGAAGAAGACUGCAUGCUAUGACAUUGACGUGGAGGUGGAUGACCCACUGAAAGGCCAGAUGAAUAGUUUCCUGUCCUCAACAACCAAUCAGCAGGAGAUUGCCGCCCUGGAGAUGAAGAUCCACGAGACCAUCGAGUCCAUCAACCAGCUGAAGACUCAAAGAGACUUCAUGUUGAGCUUCAGCAACAACCCUCAGGACUUCAUCAAAGACUGGCUGAAGUCCCAAAGUCGAGACCUCAAGUUAAUGACUGAUGUGGCCGGAAACCCGGAAGAGGAGAGACGGACUGAGUUCUACCAGGCCCCAUGGGUGCCAGAAGCUGUGGGUCGAUACGUCUACUCUAAGGUAGGCAUCAAGGUGCAGCAGCGGAGACAGGAGUUGGAGCAGGUGCUGGGAAUACGACUCACCUGAGGGUCAAUCGAACAUAGCAACUCAAUAUAUUAACUGCCGCGAGGUGCGCUUAAAAUGAUCUUAAAACUCCAGUUUUACACUUACUCUUAUCCAAAACACAACUACAGAACUGGAAUCCGCUUGCACCAAUCCGCUCUGCCUUUUUUUACCACUUUGUAACAGUUCAUGAUACAGUAUAUUGUUUCAUAAAUGUUGCAGCCAAUGUGGUCUUUGUAUAAUUGGUGCUGUUUUGGUAAUAAGGUUUAAGAGUACUUUGCUAGCAUCUGGUAAUAGCAUUUUUGUAGUAAUGCACCAUUUUUACACAUUCUCUUGAAGAGCAAAGGAAAUGCAAUACUGACACAAACCAUAAUUAAAUUUAGCAAAAAUGCAUCUACAGUGUAAAUGUGUUAUAUGAAAAGGUAAUUGUUAAGCACAGUCAUUGUACAAAGCAUGUUUAGUUUUUCACUUUUCAAUCCUUGUUUUUUGGAGAUUUUCUAAUGAGAUUUUCUAUCUCUGCCUCUCUUAAAAACAAGAUGGCAGAAGCAUCCUUCAGACUUACAUUUGUUUAUGUAUUGAGCAUAGGUACUGGCAGGUUAUUUGACUCAAGUUGUGUGCCACUUUGAAAAGGUAUCUACAUUACUUUUUAUAAGCCAUAAAGUUGAUUGUUAUGGAUGAGUAGCUGAACUAUAGUUACAUUUGCCUAUAAUGUCUUAAGCAUUGAUACUGUCAAGUUGUUUUGACAAGUUGUUUGCCACCUUGAAAAGGUUUCUACCUUAUUUCUUAAAAGCCAUAUAGAUUAUUGUUAUGGGGAGUAGCUAAACUAUAGUUACCUUUUUUUGGGAAGCUUGUUAACAUUUCUAACUCAGAAAUUCUGAAUUAUAUUCAAGAACUCACAUUUGGCCAGGACACUCAGGAAAUUCUAGUGCUGGUAAUUUGUUAGUGGCUGCAUUUGCAAGGAAAGGAGCCCAAUUUGUUCAUCUGUUGUAUUUCAGUUUAUUUCAAUUUGUUUUUUUCUUUAAAUGUUUACAUGCUGUUUUUAUGGCUUGCUAGGGAGGAACGUUUGGCAGUUUGAGUGUGUGCAAGUGGUUCUCCCUAAAAGGAAUUUCAUUUAGUAUAUCUGAAACUUGGAAUUAAUAGGAAUCCAAACCUAUAGUAUUUUUUUUACAAUGCAAAUCAAUGUUGUUCCACAUUGUGUAUAUAUUUUUUUUUCUUCAUGUAAACUUCAAUCUAGCUUGGAUUUUGUUAUAUGCAG
This is a messenger RNA of Esox lucius (northern pike), 2890 nucleotides long. It is a transcript of the gene smarcd2, whose product is annotated as SWI/SNF related, matrix associated, actin dependent regulator of chromatin, subfamily d, member 2. Gene Ontology annotation, biological process: regulation of transcription by RNA polymerase II. Gene Ontology annotation, cellular component: SWI/SNF complex; nucleus. The transcript has 13 exons. NCBI's taxonomy places the organism in Eukaryota, Metazoa, Chordata, Actinopteri, Esociformes, Esocidae. Bases 145 to 1659 code for a protein of 504 amino acids. The record is from RefSeq and is a predicted model, not a curated record.